AGAGUACAGACCCCGAGUAUGUCCCAAUCGCGUAUUUUGCAGCUUGCUGCAAUUAUUAACAAGUCUGUAAUCGCGAUACACGAAAUUCUGUCUGCAAACAACCUCAACUCACCUUCUUUCGAUGAGUACGCACCAGCGUCUUUUCCGGAAGACAUUUCUGGCGCUCGAGACGCGGUGCUCGAUGCUACGUCAGAGCUAUACGACUUGCUUCUGGAGCCAUUGACUCUGAUCUACAAACAUCAUGGGCACAAUAAUUCCGUAUGUUUGCAGGCUAUCGCUCGCUUUAACAUUGCCGGAAUGAUCCCACCCGGGGGGCAAAUUCCAUUUGGUGAAAUUGCGGAGAAAGCAGGAUUGAACGAGCAAAUAGCUGUGCGACUUCUAAGACAUGCGAUGACCAUGCGGAUCUUUUGCGAGCCUCAUCCGGGAAUGGUGGCACAUACGCAGGCUUCGAAAACUCUAGCUAACCCGAUCAUGAAUGAUUGGUUAAGAGUUGGUACCGAAGAAAUGUGGCCUGCAGCAGUUGCAGGCUUUUCUCUAUCAAACGAUACUACAGAAUCGAUUUAUUCCAUCAUUGGAAGUAGUCCUGAGCGAGCUGUUUGCUUUUCGAACGCCAUGAAAGUAUUUGCCACAAGGCCGGAUUAUGAUCCCUCAUUUCUCAUCGAGAACUAUGACUGGGGAGCUUUGGGUAAAGUCCAAGUUGUCGAUAUUGGUGGAGCUCAAGGUCAUAUAGCCACUGAACUUGCAAGGCGCUUUGAGAACCUUCAGAUUGUCGUUCAGGACAUGGAUGAAGUCGUCCGUAUCGCGAAGCACGGUGUACCCGAGGAGCUCAAACAGAGAGUGUGCUUCAUGGCUCAUGACUUCUUCUCCCCUCAGCCUAUUAAAGCAGACGUUUUCUAUCUUCGUUGGAUUUUGCACAACUGGUCGGACAAAUAUUGCAUCCUAAUACUUAGAGCGCUGAUAUCUGCGUUGAAGCCUGGUGCAAGAAUUAUCAUUCAAGAGGUUUGCAUGCCGAGCCCAGGAAGCAUACCACUGUGGAAAGAAAGGAAUCUGAGAGCUGAGGACUUAAACAUGGGGGCUAUUUUCAAUUCUCUGGAGAGAACAGCUGAUUUGAGGUUCGUGAUAAAAAGUGUCAUUGAACCAAAAGGCUCGGCCUUGGGGAUUAUUGAAGUUCUGUGGUGCACUUUAGAUUAG
Mollisia scopiformis is the source of this 1191-nucleotide messenger RNA. Its product is annotated as S-adenosyl-L-methionine-dependent methyltransferase. The coding region runs from base 19 to 1191 and encodes 390 amino acids. Lineage: Eukaryota; Fungi; Ascomycota; Leotiomycetes; Helotiales; Mollisiaceae. Gene Ontology annotation, molecular function: O-methyltransferase activity. The record is from RefSeq and is a predicted model, not a curated record. The transcript is spliced from 5 exons.